AUACUCCGAGCAGCCCUCUGGGUUGAGAUCAGUAAACAGGCGAGAGUUGAGGGGGGAAAGUUCCAGGGGUGGAUCCUGCGCACACGCACACACACCGCACACGCGCGCACAGACACACACGCACACUCUGCCCGCAAGCUGCCCUCGGAAAACGCUCUGUUCUUUUCGCUCCGAUCCCUUUUUAAAAUUUAACCGAAAAGUUUCGAUUUCGUGUCCUUCCAGCCUCUCCCCCCCCACCCCUCCCCAGCCACCACCUACCCUCCCUCCCGCCCUCCUCCCUCCCUCCCCCGGCCGGUCCCCGCCGCCCUGCCCCGCACGGUUUGGGGCAUGCCUGUGAGCAUGUUCAGCAUCGACAAUAUCCUGGCGGCCAGACCUCGCUGCAAGGACUCGGUGCUGCUGCCCCCGAGCGCCGCGCCCGUCGUCUUCCCCAGCCUUCACGGGGACUCGCUCUACGGCAGCGCCUCCGACUACGGCGGAUUUUACUCCCGGGCGGUGGCUCCCGCCUCGGCGCUGCCGCCGGCCGUCACUGGAUCUCGGCUCGGCUACAACAACUACUACUACGGGCAGCUGCAUGUGCCGGCGUCCCCCGUGGGCCCUUCGUGCUGCGGGGCCGUGCCGCCGCUGGGCGCCCAGCAGUGCUCCUGCGUCCCCCCGGCAGGUUACGAGGGCACUGGGUCAGUCCUGAUGUCCCCUGUUCCCCAUCAGAUGUUGCCCUACAUGAACGUGGGCACUUUGUCCCGGACGGAGCUGCAGUUAUUGAACCAGCUGCACUGCAGGCGAAAAAGACGGCACCGGACUAUUUUCACUGACGAGCAGCUGGAAGCGCUGGAAAACCUCUUCCAGGAAACGAAAUACCCAGACGUGGGCACCAGGGAACAGCUGGCCAGAAGGGUGCACUUAAGAGAGGAAAAAGUGGAGGUUUGGUUCAAAAACCGCCGGGCGAAGUGGAGGAGGCAAAAGCGGUCGUCUUCGGAGGAAUCAGAAAACGCACAAAAGUGGAAUAAAGCGUCUAAAACCUCACCGGAGAAGAGACAAGAGGACGGGAAAAGCGACUUGGACUCUGACAGCUGAUACUUCUAAGUGGGGGGGACAUUUCCCGUGGACUGUCGGAUACGCUCCAGAGGAUGCUACUAAUCUUGCACAAGAUCUGCCUUGUUGGAAGGGGAAACUAUCUGUAUAUAAUGUACAAAGCCCCGAGCUAAUUCCGUGUAAAUAAAAUGUGUUGCGGAGGUGUUGCACAGG
This is a messenger RNA of Hirundo rustica (Barn swallow), 1242 nucleotides long. It is a transcript of the gene GSC, whose product is annotated as goosecoid homeobox. Gene Ontology annotation, cellular component: nucleus. NCBI's taxonomy places the organism in Eukaryota, Metazoa, Chordata, Aves, Passeriformes, Hirundinidae. The transcript is spliced from 3 exons. The record is from RefSeq and is a predicted model, not a curated record. Bases 328 to 1071 code for a protein of 247 amino acids. Gene Ontology annotation, biological process: regulation of transcription by RNA polymerase II. Gene Ontology annotation, molecular function: DNA-binding transcription factor activity, RNA polymerase II-specific; RNA polymerase II cis-regulatory region sequence-specific DNA binding.